UUCUUUUCCAGAUCGUAUGACCUUAUAAUGUUGUGGAAGGGUUUGAUGGGACCAAAGCGUGAGAGAAUGAUGGGCGACGGGGGGCCUUGAGCGAUGAGCUUCUCACCCUGCCCAUGGACCUCCCCACGACAGUGCAGAUCUUCUUCAGCGUGGGGUCGCGCCACGAAACCGCGCAUUUCAGAUCCGACACCCCCACAGAUCAAAUCAAAGAUUUGUUCCGUUCUGCAGCGGAGGCGGGCCCUAGGGAUAUCUUGAAGUUGUAUAACCGCGGAGGACAACUGCUGAACAUUAGUCAGGACCUGCCGGUAAAUUGUCCCGAAGAGCCGUACUCGCUGCAGGUGGUGGCGGCAAGCGGAUGCGCGAUGAUGGAGGAAACCACCGGCGCCCAUCUCCAAGAGCUAGAGGCGCGAAUAUCGGAAAUCGAGAGGCAGCUAAAAGCCGACAUUCCGCUGCCUCCGACCGUCAACCAGCUGGAGAGGCAGGUCGACGAUUUCAGGCUCAAAUUGGAGACAACGGAGAGCCUCAGCUGGUUGGGAUUUUACAAGCAACUGCCAGAACCGUUGUCGACGGAAGAAUGCAGGAAGCUGCAGUAUAGGAGGAAGAGCGAUUCGCUGAAACAGCGAGUGAAGCAAAAUUUCCUGAACAUUUGUGAUGCCCAAGUUUCUGAUUCAGUUAGGCAAUGGCUUCGGAUGCCGACGUUCGAUAGCAGACAAUGGGAGGACGAAGAACUGCUCCUUCUUUUGCAGCAAAUGUAUUUAGACCACGAUCUCUGCACGAAAUUCGCUAUUAACAUUAAUACGCUGAGGAACUUCCUAUACGAGGCUUACAAGAAUUAUAACGAUGUUCCAUUUCACAACUUCAGACACUGCUUCUGCGUGGCGCAAAUGAUGUACGCGAUUUCAUGGUGGGUUGAUCUACCGUCAAAGAUCGGCGAUCUGGAGGUGCUCAUACUCCUGACCUCUUGCAUCUGCCACGAUCUCGACCAUCCAGGGUACAACAAUAUCUACCAGAUUAACGCAAAGACCGAGCUAGCAUUGCGAUAUAACGACAUAUCCCCAUUGGAAAAUCACCAUUGUAGCGUGGCGUUUCGGUUAUUGGAGAACGAGGAUUGCAACAUAUUCAAGUCGUUUUCGAGUGAAACCUUCAAGCAGAUCCGCGAGGGCAUGAUUAGAUGUAUACUGGCUACAGACAUGGCCAGACACAAUGAAAUCCUUCAACAAUUCAAGGAAGCCAUACCGGAAUUUGAUUAUUCCAACAAGACGCACGUUAAUUUGCUCUGCAUGGUCUUAAUAAAAGUCUCGGAUAUAUCGAACGAAGCCCGGCCGAUGGACGUGGCCGAGCCGUGGCUGGACAGGCUGCUGCAGGAGUUUUUCAAGCAAAGCGAUGCGGAAAAACUUGAGGGAUUACCUGUGACCCCUUUCAUGGACCGUGAAAAGAUCACCAAACCCUCAUCGCAGUGCUCGUUUAUUGGGUUUGUACUGCUCCCACUCUUUGAAACCCUGGGCGAGUUGCUGACUGAAUUGCAGGAUCUGAUAGUUCAGCCGGUGAGAGACGCGCUCGAUUACUACAGGAGGCUCAACGAGGCAACCAAAGAGGAGCGUCUGCACAGGAAGAGUAUUGUCGCCGAAUUGGCAGAGCAACUACCGUCACCGCAGAACUCAGAGGGCAGCGUCAAUUCUGGAGUUUCCAAGUCGGCAUCCGCAUCGAGCAUAAGGCUCCGCAAAAGCCUGAGCUUCCAACAGAAUCGAUCCAGAUCGCGUUCAACCGAUGAGGACAUGGAAACUGGCGAGGAGGCUGCGAUCGUAAACAGCGAGGAUCAGAGUCUGGAGGACGUCGCCGAGGACCCGGAGAGCGGCGAUUCGGAGACUGCGACGGAGGUGGAGGUGUCUGAGAAGGCGCUCAAGUUCAAGAUUUCCACAGAAGGUAACGUGUCGACGGGCCGAAAGAGUUAUCCGGGCUCGCGGAAGGGCAGUAGGGAAAGGGUACAACAUUUCGAACUUUCUAAGAUGGUAGUGCAACGCGGCAAGCUGAGACCAGGCGCGCUAAGCUUCGACCAGAACUCGUUGACCAACAACAAGAAGCUCUCCUUCGACCCGCCCGAAUUUCUAGACGAAUACGCUAUCAAUUUUAAACAGAAAUUUGAUUAUGUAGGUGGUGGUGGCGUCUGCGGUGCGGAGCAACCGGACUGCAUCCUCUCCAAGGAAACGCUCAACUUGAACAAGAGGAAUUCGGAGCAUUCGGUGAAGGUGCCGACGGGGUUAGAGGAGAAGCGCAGUAUCCUCAAGAACACCGAGAACAAAGCGCUUGGGGAGCCAAUUAUGAAACCUAACUCGACCGGUGCAUUCGGUGAGCACUUCAUCGUCGACGAGAUUAAAGUGGAGGAGAACAAAAUUACCAAUGAGAAAAAGAACUUCUUGCUGAAGAACCUGAUGAAGCAGAAGAGCGAGGCGAACACCACGAUAACCGUCGAUAAGCCUGAAGCGAACACAACUUCAUCAACCACCAACAGCGACCUGAAGAGCUCUAGAUCGAUUCUAUCGCGCUUCAAGCAGUUCACCGAUAAAUUGGGCAUGUCCUUGGAUAAAGAUAGUCGAAUGAAAGGAAGCUCCAAAAGCUCAGUCCGCAACAACAACAGCGAUCGCAACACUCUACCUCAUCACGGUCGCAAAAAGGACGACUCAUCUCCUUGCUGCCAACUCGUCGAUGGAGGAACCGCUUCGGAGGACAUACGCAAGGCUAGCACUCUGCCAAAGACCAAGAAGCUCGGCUUCAACAAGAAGAAUUGGAAGUCGCUUAUAAUGGGUAAGGAGAAGGCGGCGUCGAGCAGCCUCGAGGGUUGGAAUUCCGAUGCAGAUGUAGCAAAAGCCGGUCCCGAUUCAGAUACGCAAUCGAUUCCUUCCACCUCUCAAUCACAAAGCAACUGCACAAUAGAUGCUCCGAAAUGCGGUGAUUUCGACGAGGUCAAAAAGAAGGCGACGGAUGAAGAAGAAUUGGAGCAGCAGCAGGAACAGCAGAAGCAGGAAGAGGAAGAAAUUACUUGCUGCCGCCGUCCGAGCAGUUACGCAAAGAAACUGGAUCCACCGUCGGAAUUGAUUGGCAAGCAGCCCACCAAAAUGCAGGAAAAUCAACUUGCGAACAAAGAAACUGCAGACGUAAUAUGACAUGAAAUCAACCCACCGGAACGAGAAGGUUUCACUAGAUACAUAUUUUGUCAUUGUUGUAAAUAUAAAAAAGCCAACUUUAGGGAAAAUGUUUAGACUGUUGUAUAUAAAAUUUUAAGUUGUUUUUUUUUUAUUAUUUAUUUAUAUAUUUAUUUUAUAUUUUGUAAAUUGUAUUUUUAUUUUUCCUAAUAUAGCAGCGAAGUUAGACUUUGGCAAUUUUCGUAACGGCGCGUGUUUGUCUCCUCUCUAGACUUACAUAUUUAUUUUAUGGACUUAUAUUACAACGUCAAAGCAUUUUUAUAAAAUUUAACAAAAAUUAACAUGCGCAACGUAAAAGUGCUUUGUACCUGUAAUAAUAAUUAAUAUACUGACCAUUCGUUACAUUCAGUUUUAUUGAAUAUUAUUUAGACUUGCAGCUG
Molecule: messenger RNA, 3580 nt
Organism: Nicrophorus vespilloides
Lineage: Eukaryota; Metazoa; Arthropoda; Insecta; Coleoptera; Silphidae
Exons: 9
Coding region: 114-3161 (1015 amino acids)
Biological process (GO): cGMP catabolic process
Molecular function (GO): 3',5'-cyclic-GMP phosphodiesterase activity
Source: RefSeq, a predicted model, not a curated record